Molecule: messenger RNA, 954 nt
Organism: Zalophus californianus (California sea lion)
Lineage: Eukaryota; Metazoa; Chordata; Mammalia; Carnivora; Otariidae
Product: olfactory receptor 56A4
Exons: 1
Coding region: 13-954 (313 amino acids)
Biological process (GO): G protein-coupled receptor signaling pathway
Cellular component (GO): membrane
Molecular function (GO): olfactory receptor activity; G protein-coupled receptor activity
Source: RefSeq, a predicted model, not a curated record
AGGACACUUUACAUGGCACCACCCAGCAACUACUCCACUGCUCCUGUCUCUGAAUUCCUCCUCAUCUGCUUCCCUAACUACCAGAGUUGGCAGCACUGGCUGUCCCUGCCCCUCAGCCUCCUCUUCCUCCUGGCCAUGGGGGCCAAUGCCACCCUGCUGAUCACCAUCAGGCUGGAGGCCUCUCUUCAUGAGCCCAUGUACUACCUGCUCAGCCUCCUCUCCCUGCUGGACAUGGUGCUCUGCCUGACUGUCAUCCCCAAGGUCUUGGACAUCUUCUGGUUUGACAAUAAAUCAAUCAGUUUCCCAGCUUGCUUCCUCCAGAUGUUCAUCAUGAACAGUUUCCUGACCAUGGAGUCCUGUACAUUCAUGGUCAUGGCCUAUGACCGCUAUGUGGCCAUCUGCCACCCACUACAAUACCCAUCCAUCAUCACUGACCAGUUUGUGGUUAAGGCUGCCAUCUUCGUUGUGGCCCGGAAUGGCCUUCUGACUAUGCCUAUCCCUAUACUUUCUUCCCGGCUCAGAUACUGCGCAGAGAACAUCAUUAAGAACUGUAUCUGCACUAAUCUGUCUGUGUCCAAACUCUCCUGUGAUGACAUCACCUUCAACCGGCUCUACCAGUUUGUGGCAGGCUGGACCCUACUGGGCUCUGACCUCAUCCUAAUUGUUCUCUCCUACUCCUUCAUCCUGAAAGCUGUGCUAAGGAUCAAGGCUGAGGGUGCUAUGGCCAAGGCCUUGGGCACUUGUGGUUCCCACUUCGUCCUCAUCCUCUUCUUUAGCACCGUCCUGCUGGUUCUGGUCAUCACUAACCUGGCCAGGAAGAAGAUUCCCCCAGAUGUCCCCAUCCUGCUCAACAUCCUGCACCACCUCAUCCCCCCAGCCCUGAACCCCAUUGUUUAUGGUGUGAGAACCAAGGAGAUCAAGCAGGGGAUCCAGAAGCUGCUGAGAACGUUGUAA